Molecule: messenger RNA, 1348 nt
Organism: Dermatophagoides pteronyssinus (European house dust mite)
Lineage: Eukaryota; Metazoa; Arthropoda; Arachnida; Sarcoptiformes; Pyroglyphidae
Gene: nmd
Product: no mitochondrial derivative
Biological process (GO): extraction of mislocalized protein from mitochondrial outer membrane
Cellular component (GO): mitochondrial outer membrane
Molecular function (GO): ATP hydrolysis activity; ATP binding
Source: RefSeq, a predicted model, not a curated record
AUUUGCUCCAUUGCAAUGUUUUGCAAUUAAAAUUUAUCAUUUUUUUUAUCAUUUGACCCUUUUUUUGUAAUUAAUUUGAUUGUUAUAAAUCUAUAAAAUAACGAUAUUUGUAUAUUUUUUGUUGUUGAAAACAUUAAUAUCAUUUGAUGGAGGAUUCAUCAUUACGACGAGAAUUGGCCAUUGCCGUCCUUCGUGUUGGUUUAAUCGCAGCUGCAUCAUAUCUGACCGUUAAAUGGAUGAUCAAUGCCAUCGAUCCGACAAGAAAACAAAAAUCAAAAGCCAAAGAAAAGGCGGAAAAAACCUUACAAAAAAUUGGUAUAUCAUCAUAUAAAAAUGUACUAACUGAAUAUGAAUUAACAAUAGCAUCACAGUUAAUAAACCCUGAAGAAUUGGACAUAACUUGGAAUGAUAUUGCCGGUUUAGAUGAAAUUAUUGAUGAAUUACAAACUACGGUCAUAUUGCCAUUGAAAGUACCGAAUUUAACAAUUUAUUCCAAAUUACAUGAACCACCAAAAGGUGUUCUACUAUAUGGGCCACCCGGUGUAGGAAAAACAAUGGUAGCCAAAGCGACUGCUAAAGAAGCUGGUGCAAGAUUCAUCAAUUUAGACAUAUCAGCAUUGACUGAUAAAUGGUAUGGAGAAUCACAAAAAUUAGCAGCCGCAGUAUUCACCUUGGCAAUCAAAAUACAACCUUGUAUCAUCUUCAUUGAUGAGAUUGAUUCGUUUCUACGUAAACGUGAAACACAUGAUCAUGAAGCUACAUCAAUGAUGAAGGCACAAUUUAUGAUACUUUGGGAUGGCCUUAUUUCUAAUAAUAAUUGUUCGGUAAUUGUUAUGGGUGCAACAAAUCGUCCGAGUGAUGUUGACUACGCAAUACGAAGACGUAUGCCGGCUACUUUCCGCAUUGGUCUGCCUAAUCUUGAUCAAAGGCAACAAAUAUUGAAGCUAAUAUUAUCGAAAGAAUCGCUUGAUGAUAAUGUUGAUCUUGAAACAUUGGCCAAACAAUGUGAUACAUUUAGUGGUUCUGAUCUAAAAGAAUUAUGUCGACUUUCAGCAAUGAUACGCAUAAAAGAAUUAUCAAAUUCAUGUUCUAAUCAAAUUGAUCAUACAAAUGUUGAUCAAUUUAUGUUAAAUUUACGUCCAAUCAAAAUGAACGAUUUCAUGAUGGCAUUGGAAAAAAUGAAACGAACUAAGAAUAAUGUACUUUUAAAUGGUUCGGAAUUUUUAGAUAAUUUAACCUAUGAUUGAAAAUAAUUUUGUCAUAUAAAUUCUAUUCAUCAUCAUAAUCAUCUUAAUAUAUUGUUUAUUGAAAAACAUCUUAGUAUGGCAGCAACAGAAAAAAAAUUGUU